AGUUUACAAUCUCCAUGGUUACGAUGUGGCCCAGCUCUUGAAGUUUGACAACUGGCUACAGUAGCUAGCUACCUUGCACGAUAGCUUUCUAUCUAUCCUCUUACUAUUUAUUUUUUAGAUGAAGUGGUUUUAAACCGGUGCAAAAAUGAGUAUAUCAGUAACUCGAACAUUUAAUAAGCAAAAUGAAACCAACAAAGGUUUUACACAACAGCGGGUACACGACUAUCUAUAUGACCCCGUAUAUACUGUGUCCGGGGAAAUGGACCAUGCAAGGGCCAGCUUCAAGGCACAUGCAUCCGUGGACCGGGUGACCUCUCUCCAUGUCCCCCUGCUCAGAGGAAGGUUCCAGAGUAUGGGUCCAUGUUCAGUCACCUACCUCACCACCCUCGUUACGUCUUGCGUCUGGACACCACUGACCCUGUGCCCACUUUUAUUGACCGCCGCUGGCGAGGGUACACAGAGCAGCGCAGAGAGGCAGUUCAGCAGCUGGCAAGGGUCGUUCCUGGUGCUCUGUUUCAGGUCAGAGGGUGCAAAGACAGCAGUGUUUCAGGCAUUGAUCGUUGGAAGUUUUUCAAGUGCCCCCUGAUCCCCUUUGCACAGCAGGUUCCCCCCGAUGUGGUCUUUGCAUUGCCCAAAGCUAACCCAUACUCUACAGUGGAGGGGGAUAGUGAGCAGCUGCCCACUCCAUUCCAGCGCACCAUGGGAGUGCAGACUGACUACAGGGACAGUGAGGCCCAGACGGACCCCUACACCCCCGAAUACGUGGUACGGCCCGGGACGGCCCGCCCAGAGCUGUUGACACUGGCCACACUGACAUGGGGUCGUGGUCUUCCGGCGGGUCUGGCGGAGGUGGAGAUGAUUGAGCGAACCAGGGUGAAGCGGGCGUGGGAGGCCACCCUGCCCCCCAUGGACGACCUGAGUCAACUGGACAAGAGGAAGAGGAUGAUGGAUGAGAUGGAGAGGAAGGAGUGGGCCUUCAGGGAGGACGAGAUCCAGAAGCUGCAGGAGGCCCGCCUGGCCUUGCUGAUGGGUAUACUGAGGCAGAGGGAGGAGGUUCAGCAAGAGGCCACGGUGGACAGGCUGGACCUCAAGUACUCCCAGCACCAGAGAGACGAGAAGAGCAAGCUGAGCAAGAUACGCAAUGACUACAUCAUCUCAAUGAGGAAGCUGACAGCGAAAAGAAAAAAUGUGGAGGGAAAGCUAAAACGCCGUGACAUCAUCAAGGACUACUCCAACUACUCAUCUCAGACGUACGCCCCUCUGUCCCGCAUCGGCCUGUUUCCUGACCGCCACUCCCAACGCAACAUGGUCAAGAGCCGCUACCUUGAUACCUAUGAAGGUCUGCUGGAGCUGGAGGCGGGACUUCCGGUCUCAGUGACAGAGCCAUGUAUCAAAGCCCCUGUACCCAAAGUCAGCAAGGGCUUCGUCAAACGCUCUGCACGCAGAGAGAUGGAGCUCAUGAAGACACACCAGGCUCUGAAGGAGGAGAAGACUCGUGUGGAGGAGAAGAAGACCCUGCGCUUCCUCUUUAAGACAGAGAAAUCUGUUCCUCGACCACAGACCCCUGUGGUGGACGAGCCCCCUGAGGGGGACGAGGAGAGAGAGUUGGCUGUCAUCUACUUGCAGAAGCUGCUGAGGGGAAGAAGCAUUCAGAACCAGAUGUUUGAGGGGAAGGAGAAGCGUCUAGAGCUGAUCCAGGAGCUGAGAACCACUCAUGCCCUGCAGAGAGAGGAGCAGGAGCUCCAGAGAGCAGACACACAGCUCACGCUGGCUCUGCAGAGACAGAGAGAGCAACACACACACAAGGCAUCCUUGGUGGAGGGGUACCAGGCAGCUGUGGCAGGGGCGGAGCUUGUGGACAUGCUGGACUUCCUAUCGAAGGAGCUGAUUCGCCUACAGGAGGAACGCAGGAUCCAUGCGUUCACCUUAUUGGCCGAGAGAGACAGGCGCCUCCGAGAGGCCGAGGAGAGUGGGCGGAGACAGAUGGAAGAGAGGAGACGUAGAGAGGAGGAUGAGAUCUUCAAACAGGUGAUGAGGGUUCAUCAGGAGACAGUAGAUCUGUACCUGGAGGACAUCAUCCUGGGGACUCUGGACCAGACAGCAGACCAACAGGCCAGACAGGAGAUACGCAGAGUGGCAGAGGAGGUCAACAACAUCGCCUACGCCAUGGAGGAGACGUACGACACACACACACACACCAGGGUUUCCGUUAGCCGUCGGAGCAGCCUGCAGUCAGAGGAGAUCGUAGCAGAGCUGGUGUACAGCUUCCUGAUCCCUGAGGUACAGAAGAUCAACGUCAGAGACAGAGUGCGUCAGAGCCAGCGCAGGCACCUCCAGGCGGCUCACCAGAUCAUCCACGGGGGUGAAGAGAGCUCAGUGGCCCCUCCUCCUGGCUCCCCUGGGGCCCAGCGCCCCCCCUCGCCCUCGGACAGGGCCUCCAGCCAGCUCCUGGAGGAGAUGCUAACCCAUGUCGAGCAGAAGCUGGAGGGAGCAGGCAGGGGAGAGGAGGAGCGCAGGGAGGUGGGAGAGGCAGAGCAGAAAAGAACCAGCUGAGAAUAGAUUAAUUUCUCAACAGUAGAGAAAACACUUGGUGUUUCUUCAAGCAAUGCAUCUCCAAAGAGUUCAGUGUCAUGCUUUUGCUCAAAUAAGACUGAGAUUUUAUUGAAUUAUCAUUGUGUUUGUCUUGUUCUUACAUGCUGUGCUUGAUAAAGUGAGUUGCUAAGAAUUUUGAAAAA
Molecule: messenger RNA, 2735 nt
Organism: Oncorhynchus tshawytscha (Chinook salmon)
Lineage: Eukaryota; Metazoa; Chordata; Actinopteri; Salmoniformes; Salmonidae
Gene: cfap91
Product: cilia and flagella associated protein 91
Exons: 17
Coding region: 361-2553 (730 amino acids)
Source: RefSeq, a predicted model, not a curated record